AGAGCAAGUAAAAGAGAAUGUUGAGCGUCUAUAUUGAUUUUUCACGGUCUCAAAGCUCAGUCAGUGUUUGUCCAUCGGGUAUUGCAUCUCGACGUUAAGUAAUAAAUUUGUAGGAAAAUUUUCUAUAUAAAUUUUUUCAUGGGAAAACCAUAAAAUAUUCCAUUAAGCGAUAAAUUGGAGUGAAGAAAAAACAGGGAGUGACCUUUCCUGUCGAUUUUCUCACGCAAUUUUUUGUGAUUUUUCGUGCUCAAAGAACUUUUAGGAAGACAACUUUUUUUUUAGGGUGGGCAAAAAUGGUGAAAUUGAAGUAGAAUUUGUUUCAAGAAGCAUUUCUGUGGGCGACACUGAAGUGGCGAGGACUUGAGAAUUCACAAGACGUUUGUUAUGUGAAAGAGGAAAAAAAAUCGAGAAAUUCUUGUGAUUUUAGUCAUUUAAAAAAUUUUAUGUGAUUUUGAUGUAAAAGUAGAUUUAUUUUUGUGUGAUUUUGAAGAGAAAAAGAAAAAGUUUGUGAAAAAGUUAAGAUAAUUGUGGUGAAAAUGGCAGCAUCAACAUCCAUUGUACUAAAGAGUUUAUCAAUUCUCUUGGGACUUUUCUUCAUUUUCAUCGGUACAAUGAAACUCAGUCCGUACUUUAGCAAAGAAUUGCACAGAGAUUUGCGGAAGGAGUAUGUGAAAUAUGCUAAAGUUUUCCCUCUGGCAUCAGUGUUUGACCUCAAAAUCCCAUCCAAAUGGUAUAGACGAGUGGUUGGUAUUCUCGAAGUGAUUUGUGGACUUGCCAUGGUGUUUGUACCAUUUCAUAAAAUUAAAAAUGCUGCCAAUAUUACAUUACUUGCACUCAUGCUGCUUGCUGUAUACUCACAUUACAUGGUGAGUGAUCCUUUUGAGAGAUCCGGACCAGCUCUCGUCUUCACAUUUAUGCUAGGCGGGAGACUCGUGGUUUGGUAUCAGAUAAAUCGACGUGAAAUGGAAGCUGCUGCAGCUGCUCAAGCUACAGCAAAUGGUCUCAAGCAGGAGUAGAGAGUGCUAUUGGUAGCUAAGGAAUGAUAAAAGAAAAUCACAGACUUAGGAUGUAAGAUCUUUAAUUGUAAUAAAUUGAAGGAAGAAAAUCCCAUUAUGACUGAUUCACCAUAUUGUGUUAUAUUUUGAGUAAAAUUCAAAAACACAUCUCUCUUCCACAACCACUUAAUUUAAUAUUCCUUGCUGAAUUUCCACUUUAUGGAGAGUGAUAGCAAUAAAUUGGAUUUUAAUGUGAAAGAUGAUAAAUGUGUAAGAAGAACUUACAGUUGGUCUCAGUGAAACAUUUGGAAGAUGGUUUCUUAUUCGAAAAUGUAUUGAAUAAACCUUAAUGAGAACACAAUAAAGAGGAACAUCGAUAAAAUUUAGGAUGAGAAUUUGUAUUCUCAACAUCAUUAAAAAAUAAAAAGAAAUAUUUAGUCACUGAAUUUAGAUGAUAUUACCAAAUGUAUAGUGUCGAAUUUUGCAAGCAAAUUGUCGUGGUUUUGAUAAAUUGUAUUGCACUUGGAGAAUAAAUGGAAGGAAUUUGAUUAAGACACAAAAAA
Molecule: messenger RNA, 1558 nt
Organism: Phlebotomus papatasi
Lineage: Eukaryota; Metazoa; Arthropoda; Insecta; Diptera; Psychodidae
Product: novel acetylcholine receptor chaperone
Exons: 4
Coding region: 537-1016 (159 amino acids)
Biological process (GO): chaperone-mediated protein complex assembly; positive regulation of protein localization to cell surface
Cellular component (GO): endoplasmic reticulum
Source: RefSeq, a predicted model, not a curated record